GUAUUCUAAAUUUCAUAUACAAAUCAAUAAAAUUGCUUACAUGAUAUUGAUGGGUAUGACGAAGACACAAGGAGCUUCAGCGUCUGCAGCGAAGCCGAGGUCAAUAAGGAAAGAGAAGGGCAAGGGCAUUGCAACAGAGCUACAGCAGCCAAAGUCGAGGAAGCGUCAACGAGCAGUCUAUGAGUCGAACAUUGUAGAGAAAGGGGUCACUUGUGAGCGAAUGGUUGAUCAAAAGAGCUUGGGUAAGAUCUGA
Molecule: messenger RNA, 253 nt
Organism: Ilex paraguariensis (yerba mate)
Lineage: Eukaryota; Viridiplantae; Streptophyta; Magnoliopsida; Aquifoliales; Aquifoliaceae
Source: the annotation of a GenBank genome assembly